AUGAGAAUCAGUCACGCCGAUGCUGCAACUACGGACUUCCUAGACAACGUUGAAUCCCUCCUAGUGACCUCCGAAACUUCUGAUUACAUGGGUGUCCAUAUUCGUAGCAACGAGACUGGUCCCCUUCAACAAAGCAUACACUACCAUACCCUGUUGAUUGAAGAGGAAAAGGCGUUGCGAUCGUUGAAGACAGAUGACGAAGUAGUUGUCAUAUCUACCGACAAUGGUGGGGCAAUCGAUAUCGUCAACAAGGCUGACUGUGUCAAAAAGACAAACGAAAUCUUCGAUGACAGGGAAGCCUAUGCACCAUUCGUUGUAGACCCGGCGAAAAGCAGGCAGUGGAUAUUUAGAAGAAAGCGAAUGAGCUCGCGGGAUGGAAGCCCGUAA
This is a messenger RNA of Spirometra erinaceieuropaei, 387 nucleotides long. The record is from the annotation of a GenBank genome assembly. NCBI's taxonomy places the organism in Eukaryota, Metazoa, Platyhelminthes, Cestoda, Diphyllobothriidea, Diphyllobothriidae.